This is a messenger RNA of Dreissena polymorpha, 7161 nucleotides long. RefSeq names its product rac GTPase-activating protein 1-like. Lineage: Eukaryota; Metazoa; Mollusca; Bivalvia; Myida; Dreissenidae. The coding region runs from base 979 to 2919 and encodes 646 amino acids. The record is from RefSeq and is a predicted model, not a curated record. The transcript has 21 exons. Gene Ontology annotation, biological process: signal transduction.
UGCAUGUAGACAGGGGUUCCGCUGUCGAUCGCCAUUGGCGCCAAAUGGCGCUAAAUUUUUAAAUGUGGCUCCGAUUUUUUAAAAGUGGCGAAUUUCAAAAAAUCGGUAAAAUCCUAUCCGAAAAUGUACUGCGAGUCGAAAGCACGCGACCGAGCAUUAGCGGCCAGCGUCUGUCAGUUGUAAAUAUUGAUUUACGACGAUGUAAGCGACCUACAGUGCAGAGUGCAUUAGAAAUCACCGAAGCGUGUAAGUGUUACAAACGGUGUUUUUACUGCUAUUGUCAAGUUUUAUGGGGGUUAUUAUCGGAUUAACGGCUCCUUUAUGAUAUUGAGCAAUAAGUUAAGUAACACGGGGACAAACUGUCACGACGAUCAAUAAUUAUAAUGAUUAUUAGGGCCGCUAUUUCUUUGUUAAAAUCAAAACCAUGGGGCUGGCAAAAGCAUUUAAUUUCUCCACAUCAACAAAUAAAAACUUGUUUCAACAGGUAUUUGUGAGCAUUUCUGUUUAAUAGAUUCAUUAUUGUAAUGUUCUGGGAAGGAUAUAAAUUGGUUAAGAUAACAACAAUUUCUGAAUUAAAUAUAAAACAUUCACUCGAUGUACUAUAUUUCGGAUAUGUUAAAUUCGGACAUUUAAAGAUAGGGACAUUUAUGUGUUGGUUUGAUGUUGAUAGUUUGUAAAAAUAUGUUUUAUGUUAUUUCAGGCAACUAGAAUGGAUUGUGGCAAUUAUCUGGGCCUUUCUGUCAGGAAAAAGGCGUGAACAACAGUCCUUUAAUUGAACCUGGAAAUCAUCCACCACUAACAGAAAACUUGUUAACAACAGAAGCUGAUGUAUAUCAUGUCCAAAUGACCAAAUAUAACUGUUAAACAAUUUGAAGUGGAAUAACCGACAGUGUUCACGCCGCGAAAAAGUGGCGACAACUUUUUUGGGGCCAGUGGAACCCCUGUGUAGACCUAUAUGUAUGCAGAGCUCCAGAUAAGAUGAGUCGUAACCAAAAGAACCUUAGCCUUGCGGCUGCAUUUGAUGAUCUGAAAAGAAAUACACGAGUUCUUUCAAAGGGGAUAGAGAAAGAAUUUCAAACGUUUGUUGAGAACCAGCAGUCAUGUAGACGUCAGUGGGCGGCUGCUGAGAGUGAGGUGUUUAGGCUGAGGAAGGACAUCCUCAACCUUGAAUCCAACAACAAGGCCCUCGACAACAAACUGAAACAUGUCAGAGAUUUGUUUGAGAAGAAGGAGCAAAAGAUGAUCAAGCUGGAGCAGGAUAAAGAACAAGUGGAGCGACAGAUAGCGUUGAUUCGAGAACUGCUGGUUGAUGGCAACACUGGAAGUCACCUGGACCAGUAUGCGCGCGAGAGACUGGCCUUCCUCAGCACUACAGGCCUGCCGUCAAGGGAUAACUCACCCGUCAAGGCACGCCGAAGUGUAAACAACCAGUCCCAGCACUCUGUACUGGAUGAUGAGGACAUAGACUACUGGGACAAGACAGAGGAGGACCUCAUAUCACCAUGCAACGGGCGCCGGCGCAGCAAGCGGCAGGGAAAGAGGCCCUCCGCACCGCCAGAGGAGGAGAUGAACCUCACACCCCCUAAGAGACAGAAAGCAUAUGAGAACGAGGUUGUCACGACGACCACCAUCACAGUGACAUCAGAUGGUCGGCCCAUAGAGGCCACCACGGAGGUGUCUGUACCCAAUGGGGCCGGGGGCAGGAAGAGCAUUGGGGGACGUACCUUGAACAAGAGCUUCAGUGAACCCGCCUUGGAUAAACACCUUAAUGGAGCAGAUAGCGAAGCAGACUCUGAUGUGGAUCCUUGGACACCAAUGGCAGACAACCAGAACAGUAAUGCUACCAGGGGCGCACCAAGGACACCUAGCACUCCAGGCCUUAGGAAGGCUCACUCAGCCAGCCGUGGCUUGAACAGGAUCCACUUCUUCAUAUCAGAAACAGUCAUCAGACCCAGGACCUGUGUGCCGUGUGGAAAAAGAAUUGGUUUUGGAAGAAUGGCCAUGAAGUGUAAAGAGUGCAGGUCGAUGUGCCACCCAGAGUGCAAGGACAAUCUUCCCCUGCCCUGCAUCUCUGCCCCACCCACCCCUGGAGGCACAGGAAAGACACAGUCGGGUGUGCUAGCUGACUAUUGUAGAGAUGAGUCACCCAUGAUUCCAGGCAUUGUGAUCCACUGUGUGAAUGAGAUCGAGGCCAGAGGUUUGCAUGAGGUUGGAAUCUACCGAGUACCUGGGUCUGAAAGACAAGUGAAAGAACUGAAGGAAAAGUUUUUCAGAGGAAAAGGAAUGCCCAAUUUGUCCAGUAUAGACGACAUCCAUGUGAUCUGUGGUUGCCUGAAGGACUUCCUCAGGGGUCUUAAAGAGCCCCUUGUCACCUUCAAACUGUGGAACAUGUUUGUCAAAGCAGCAGAGAACCGUGACAAGGCGAUGUCCCAGUGUGAGCUGUACCAGGGCCUGAGUGAGCUGCCCAGGGCUAACAGGGACACCAUUGCUUUCCUCAUGCUGCAUCUGCUCAGGGUCUCUCAGACCGCAGACUGCAAGAUGCCAGCCAACAACCUGUCGCGAGUGUUUGGCCCCACCCUGGUGGGUCACUCCUGUCCUGAGCCUGAACCCGCUCAGCUGAUCAGUGAGACCAAGUACCAGGCAAUGGUGAUGGAUCGGCUGUUUGAGAUCCCAGAGGACUACUGGAUCAACUUCAUCAGUGACGAUAAUGAGAACAUGUAUGGGACCAAUGUUCAGACACCAGAACCAUCACGAGCCCAAUUGCUGGAGAGCCGCCUGGGCCCAGUGCACACGCCUGCCUCCUAUGAAAAGAGUCGUACCUGGACCACCAGGAACACAUUCACUCCCAAGUUUGGAGACCGAACAGCAAACAUCACCAAGAAGCCCAGCCAUUUCUUUGCCUCUCCUUCAAUUGAAUAAAAGCCAGACGUGGGGAAUGCAUGCCUGUUCUUUUAGUUAGCCUGAUCUAUGAACAGUAUCUAGUAUCAUGUUAAACAUUAACACCUGUUAUAUUGAAUUUGUGGUCUAUUGACCAUUUUGUCUGGAUUUUUUAUGUUGUUUUAAUGCCAAUCAUUGAACUUGCAAAUUGUAAGGUGUUGCUUUGGGAUAAGUAGCCUUAAGCAAGUUUUAAAUUAACACAAUUGUUUACAUUCUAUAUUCAGUGUAGUUAAUUUGGUUUGAUAGAAAAAAUAAUGUUUGUUUAGAUUCUUACAAAUCCAAGCUAAAUCAAAAUUAUUUCAAUGGUAUAUUUAUAAGAUGCAAUUUAUUCGGUUGGAAUAUUAGGUAUGCUAUAAUUUACAAUUCUAUUUCAUGUAUAUCGGCUAGUUUGCUUGUAAAUACUGUGGGUGGGCUGUGUUGUACAUGUAUAAGGGCAGCACUGCCAUAUUUAGACAAUUUGUCAGGAGACUUUACCUCAUUGUGGUGAAGCAGUGUACAUAGCAAAUUUAUAAUAAUAUAAAGAAGUUAAUAUCUGCUUACAUUAGUGUGAAUUAUUUAGCUAGUGUAUAUAUUUAGGUGUUACUUUUGUAAGUGAAGAUAAUGAUUUUUAUUUAAAACCAUAUGCAUUAGAAUGUUUAUAUUCUUGACUCAAUUUAUGGUAGAUCCUUAACAUCUAUAGUGAAUAAGAUAACUUUUCAGUUUUACCUAAUAUACAUGUUUCAAUUGUUUUUUAAUUGUGUGACUGUGCAAAUAAUAUAUUAUCUGCCCUUGUUAUAGUGAUCUUUUUAUUUACCAUUAAAACGAAGUGUAAGAAACAAUACAUAUACUCUUUUCACCCAUAUAUUUUCUACGUGUUGGUUGAAUCAAUAAGAAAAAUGUAUUCACUUAUUUGAACACAUCAAGUCUAAAUUAAUAAUUUGGUGUUUAAAUAACAGGCUAUAUUGCUCUUGUAAGUCAAUUAAAUCUAUUUUUUGUGAAGCUGUAUAAGUACCAUGUUUAUUUGACUUUAUUUUUCAUUUGACUUGUUUGGUAUGUUUUAAGGCAGUAAGAGUUCACAUCUCUUUGUCCAUAUACAAACUUGUUAUCAUGUCUGUUCAAGAACUUCAGUGAAGAUUUCGAGUUUAGUGAGCUCAUUUUUAGCAGUGACUGUGAAGAUGUCUCUUGUUUUAAAAUAUUUAAAUAUUGUCUGUAAAAAUGGUACAAUCGUUUUGCGUUGGUCAGUGUUUUAAAAGUUGUUGUUAAACUAUAUGAACAUAUUUUUUUAAUGGUUGCCUUACAACUUUUAAAUACUAGGACAUUCAUUGCUGGGGAGAUUUCAUCACUCUUGGGACAAGAUGUUAUUUAAUAAGAAUGUCCAUAUUUGAUGUUUUCUUGGCUAAUGAUUAUCAUAAAUGAUUAAUAUAAAGAAGUAGGACACAUAUCAAAUUCAUUGUCUGAAUUCAUUUUGCAUGCUCCUGAAAGUGUUUUUUUUACAUAGAAUCAGAUUUUGUUGGAUAUAAAAAAGCAAUUAUUUGUUAAAAUCAAAAAGUAAGAACAAUCAAUAUGUUAUUAAAAGUGUUAUUUUAUUGCAAAUAGUAAUGAAAUUCAUGUUUUAUUUCGCAGCAUUGAAUAUUGGGAGUGAAACAUUUGAUGUUACAAACAGGUUACAUAUAACAGUAUUUAACAACUUUUUUCAAUAAUGUUGUGAAAUUGACAGCUCCCCAUGUUUUAAGAUAGUGUAUGUACAUGUAUGAUAUAUACAUUAAAUAUAGUCCUGUUGAAUUAAAAGACCCUGCUCUAUUUGUUUCUGGUCUUCAUUAAAUCGAUUUACAAACUUCUUUGCACAUUUUCAUCUUGAACCCUCUUAUUGUAUGUUGAAUGUUUAUAAAGCUGUUGUAAAUAUAUUUUCCACCAUUUCGUAAAUGAAUAUUUGUGGUAAUUUUUUUUCUCAACACUUAAAUAAUAAGGUGUAUUUAUUGGUGUACAAUAUUACAUUUUGCUAGAUUUUCAUGUGUAUAUUAGUUUCGGCAAAUUAUUUAAAAAUUAAGUUCAAUAUAUUUUUCAUGUCCCCUAUUACUAUAGUGGGGGACAUAUUGUUUUUGCCCUGUCUGUUGGUUUGUGUGUUUGUUUGUGUCAAACUUUAACAUUUGCCAUAACUUUUGCAAUAUUGAAGAUAGCAACUUGAUAUUUGGCAUGCAUGUGUAUCUCAUGGAGCUGCACAUUUUGAGUGGUGAAAGGUCAAGGUCAUCAUUCAAGAUCAAAGGUCAAAUAGACAGCUUGAAAGCGGCGCAGAAGGGGACAUAGUGUUUCUGACAAACACAUAUCUUGUUUACUUGGGUAAUUCAUUUGAUAUACAAUUCAUUGAAACCCUCAGCAUUAUUGUUGUCUGUUUGAAUGUCCAUGUAUGUAAAAUAAUAAGUAAUGUUACUGAUUUGCAACGUUAAUAUUCUUGCAUUAAACAAAUGUAUGUUGGUUUGUUGGCCGAUUUUUUAUGUACGCUCAUAGUCGAAAGCGGCAUAAGAAGAAGAAAAUAUGUACUCAUCUGAUUUUUUUAGUGUAACGUUAAAAUAUGUAUAACGACAUUACAUAUCAUACAAAUGCAAUUUUCUGUUUAUGUUUGCUUUUUAUAAUAGUUUAUUUACAUCUAAAAGUAAAUGAACCAGUAUUUAUCGGUAAUAAUAACGUCAUGACCUCUUAAAAAGGAACCCAUUACACUGUAACACAAUUUUAAUUAAUAAGUGGGCUUUUGCUUGUGGAUGUUGUGAUCUAUUUUCAAACAAUUUGAAGCGUAUUGUUCGGUGUACACUUACAGGUUAUUUCAUAGCGCCGUUGUGACAGCUAUCCCUGGUGGCACACUUGAUUAGUAACGGCCCCAGGGCUCUACCACACUGUUCUGCAAUCGUUUCAUUUUACAAAUCUUUUCAUUUUUAGUUUUGAACAAAGAUGAAGAUUUAUUUAAUCCUUUUCUGUGUUUUUUUAGGGAAAUAUCAGUGAUUUUUAAAACGAGAAUUCACUGGUUUCGACAGGGGAAAUUAUCGAUUAUUUUCGGUUUUAUCAGUGAAUUGACGUUGUUUUUUUACAUCAUGUUGUUUUGUCAGCUGAAUUCUCAUGUAUAACUCUUUUAGUGUAAAUAAACGAAGAAUGUUGAAAAAACAUCAAAAAAAGAAAUUGUUUAAACUGAUCAAUAAACACAACCACGAAGCACAGUCAUUUUUUCCUUAAACGUAAUGACCUGUUAAUAACGACGCCAUUUCAAUGUAACACAGUGAAAAUAAAUAACAACAUUAUCAUUGCUUCGUUUUUGUGAGAAAAUAUUCAUUUCUGUGAUCACUCGUGAAUUAAAAUCGAUGAUUUACCGAAAAUUGACCCAUUUCAUUGUUUGAUUAAAAUUUAUAAUAUAUGGGAUGUACAGUUUCGCUGUAAUAAUGACGCCUUUACAUAAGAAAACGACGCUAUUACACACUGAAAUGAAGAAGAUAUUGAUAUUUUCACUGUUAUUCUUCACUUUUUAAAACAGUGAUUUUUCGCUUUCAAACCACUGAUAUUUCCCUACACUCAACUAAAAGGCAUUGAAUAAAAUUAAUGCAUCAUCACUCGUGAAUUAAAAUCGAUAUUUUGCCGAGCACAACGUAUUCUCGAUUUAUUUAUACCAUGAUUUUGAAAUGCAAUCGGCGGUUUAAAUAUAGAUAUAAUAACUUGAUUGCUGCUCUUUAACUGUCAGAUUUCCGGAACAAAUUAUAGUGAUUCAAUCGUUAAAACGGUAUGUGUUGAUGGCGUUCAUCUUACAAGAAAAUAACAGUUUGGUUGCGUUUUCGCGAAAUGACGUCACAAUUACUUCCCAGUGGCUCUUCGCACAUUAUGGAUUUUUUACAUCCGCCGAGCGUGUUCGAGAUCAACGGCAUAAUGCCAUAUUUUCGACAUGAUUUGUAUUAUUUAUGUAUGCAUAUCGGUAUUCAAUAAUAUGAAUUAUAUUCUAACAUGUAUUGUACAGUGGUUGUAGGUUUCUUUUUAUUAAGUGGUCGAAAAGUUUGCUGUAUUAGUAUAUAUGUAACUGUAUCAAUUCUCACCAUGUAAUCACUUGUUAUCAUUUGAUAAGCUCAUAUGCUUGCAACAUUUGUUUUCCAUCUGAUUGUCUGCUUUGUGUUUUAUUUCAUCAGUUUCUGCACUGAUUUUCUAGCUUUUAUCCAUGAUUUUACGUUGUCAUCCUUCUUUACGUAUUUUAUACAAUAAAACUUUUACAAUUUA